AUGGCAGGGCAGGAUGGGUUUACGCUCAAGCUAAGUCAGAAUGGCGUAUACGCCGUGUUGCUUGCCUUCUGGUGCGUCCAGACUGUGAAUGCGGCCAUCUUGUUCGGACUGUUCGCUUGGUGGACCAAAUUCCCGGGGUCCAGAACGCUUCCGCGGUGGUUUGUUAUCGCUACGCUAUUUGCGAAGACUUUCUCCGGCGUCAUCCAUAUUAUCGAAUUUUCCCUGAAUUUGGCAGGAGGAGAGACCACCCCGCAAGUCGCGGCUCAAAACAUUCUCUGGACGCUCCUGUACUAUGUUUCAAGAUGCGGCACCUUCUACAUCUUCUACGAAAUUGUUCAUAUUUUGAUCAAUCGCUUCAAUGAUCUCAAACAAUACUUCGCCAUCACGAGGAUCGUACAUGGGAUAGUGAUGGCUGCAAUCAUUGUUACCGCAAUCGUCGCCUGGAUCCUCUUGCUAGUCCUUGAGAUUCGCGGCAAGAAAAUGGACUAUUCAGGACAUUCGUCCAGCAAUGGCGGAGAGACAGCCCAUAGUGUUGUUUCUUGGGUGGUUGGAACAGAGAUCGUGUGCUGGUGCGCGUAUCUCACAGCCAAAGGGUUCAAGCAUCGUGUGAGCAUAAAAUGGAAGGUUUUACUCAUCGCUGCUCUCUUCACGACUAUCUUCUUUGCGGCCUUUACUUUUUUCUCUGCGCUCUACGAUAUCCUCUACGUCUCGCCUGGAGCGCUAUUUUCGCCCGAUAGCUCUGCGCUUCUUGGUGGCUCCAUCUUUGCCGCUUUGCAGGUGAUCUUCGAUGUGCUGGCUUGGGUUGUAUUGCUUUUUUGCUGGAAUCAAUGGGCGAAGAUUGAGCAGACGCAGAGGCGAGUCGUAGACAGAGGCCCCAGGGAUGCUGGCCCCGCAGAGAUCGGGGAUAGCAGCUCCGCUACGUGGCUUGUCGAAGCUGAUUCGGGCCUCAUCCCAGAGGUGGACGGUACUCCCAAACAGUACCAUGAGGCUGAUGGUCGUACCAAGGGGAUUUUGGAAUCCAGAGUCCACGGCAAAAACAUGGUCUUUGAGCUGGAUUCGAGGCCACGAUCCGAAUUUUUUAAUGCAAAACAAUAG
Molecule: messenger RNA, 1095 nt
Organism: Penicillium chermesinum
Lineage: Eukaryota; Fungi; Ascomycota; Eurotiomycetes; Eurotiales; Aspergillaceae
Exons: 3
Coding region: 1-1095 (364 amino acids)
Source: RefSeq, a predicted model, not a curated record